This is a messenger RNA of Tribolium castaneum (red flour beetle), 3309 nucleotides long. RefSeq lists its product as uncharacterized. Gene Ontology annotation, molecular function: ligand-gated sodium channel activity. The record is from RefSeq and is a predicted model, not a curated record. The coding region runs from base 40 to 3282 and encodes 1080 amino acids. Gene Ontology annotation, biological process: sodium ion transmembrane transport. The transcript has 16 exons. NCBI's taxonomy places the organism in Eukaryota, Metazoa, Arthropoda, Insecta, Coleoptera, Tenebrionidae. Gene Ontology annotation, cellular component: plasma membrane.
AAAACCCAGUCAUAAAUUCAAAUCGUUACCACAAACAUCAUGAAACGUUCUUUUUUCACAAAUGUUCGCGAAUACUUUCGCGAAUAUUGCAAUCGGACGAGUGUGCACGGCUUUCAGUAUUUUGGCGAAAAAAAGCGAACAAUUUUCGAAAGAAUAUGGUGGUUUAUCAUGUUUUCUGCAUGCUUGGCGGCUUGCACAUUUUCAAUUUACGCCGUUUACAAAAAAUGGGAACGAAGUCCUGUAAUUGUAAAUUUUGCAAAUCGGGGAACACCGAUUUACGAAAUUCCUUUUCCUGCAGUCACGAUUUGUCCUGAAGCAAAAUCAGAUCAAAAUUUGUUCAAUUUUACGAAACUUAUGCACAAGUUGGAAGAUGACAUUGCUUUGACGCCUGACGAAGCGGUCAAGUUCGAUUACAUGUCUCUCAUUUGCGACCACAAUGCGAAUUUAAGUUACGCACAAACUGAUAGAUUUUCGGACGACUUUUUUAAAGUAAUUGAUGAAAUUAAACCAAAAUUUCAAAUCCAGGAUUGUAUUUACAUGAAAGUUGACAUCGAUUGUACAAAAUCUUUUGUUCCAAUCAUGACAGAAGACGGUGUUUGUUACACUUUCAACAUGCUCGACCGAGACAUCAUUUUUCGCGAAAACGUCCAAUUUUUCGACAAUUACCACGUCGCCCCCUAUAACACAACCGACUGGCAUUUGGAAAACGGCUAUAAGCCAGAUGCUGGACUCACCCCAUACCCCCUUCGGGCCUAUUUAUCGGGGGUUUCCUGGGGCCUGAGUUUCAAAAUUGUCACUCCUAACCAAAACCUUGACUACGCUUGUAAAAACUCCCUCCAGGGCUAUAAAGUGCUCCUCCACACCCCCAUGACCAUCCCCCGCCCCAACCAAAAAUAUUUCAGGAUCCCCCUCGAUCAGAGCGUCGUGGGGGCUGUGCAACCCGUCAUGAUCACGACCUCUGACACAAUCAAAGCCUACAACCCCCAGCGUCGCAAGUGCUACUUCGCUGCUGAAAGAAAACUGAAAUUUUUUGAGGAUUAUACGUCGUCCAAUUGCAAACUGGAGUGUUUGGCGAAUUGGACGUCCGAUCUUUGCAGCUGCGUUAAUUAUUUCAUGCCGAGAGAUAAUGAAACUGAUAUUUGCGGCAGCUCCAGUGUGGAAUGCAUGGAAUUGGCUGAAUCAUUUAUGCAUAUGGUGGAUUUGUCGAUAAAAAUUGAAAAUCUGGAUGAGAAAGAUACUAAAAAUUAUGAUUGUGACUGUUUGCCAGUUUGUUCGGAUUUAACUUAUGAAGUUGAAACGUCGCAGACAAACUGGGAGUGGGAUAAAUGGCUGGAAGCGCACAGAAAUUUGCCUCGGAUUAACAAGAGUUCACAUUUUUCGGCUCUUGCUUUGUUUUUCAAAUCCGAUAAUUUUAUUACUUCGGAGCGAAACGAGUUAUAUGGACCGACCGAUUUUUUGGCUAAUUUUGGAGGACUUUUGGGGCUGUUUACAGGGUUUUCAGUAUUGUCGUUAAUGGAAAUUUUGUAUUUUUUGUCAAUUAGGAUUGUUUGUAAUAUUAGAUUGUACGGACAAUGGUUUGGUACAGCAAGUGAUUUUCCAAUCCACUUUGCACUGAAUUCCCUGAUUCAUCUUAAUUCUAUUAAAUAUAGCUAUCACACACACGCGAAAAUAAAUGUCCUUGUAAAUCCACUCCAACUGCACAAUGUUGCAAUGAUUCGCCCAGAAAUGACCGUAGAGAAGGAACACAGUCAGCAGAGCCCGAUUUUUAAAUAUUUCAAAGAAUACAACGAUGUCACCGGAAUACACGGCCUCAGAUACAUCACCGAAAGGCGAUCGACAUUUGAAAAGAUUUUUUGGACCAACAUCGUGUUAGUCUCACUAGCAUGUUGCUUGUACAUGAUUUACGAAAUUUUGCAAAAAUAUCAAACGAGUCCCGUUGUUGUAAAUUUCUCGACUAGGGACACUCCUGUCUACGAAUUUCCAUUUCCUUCGGUAACGAUUUGUCCAGAGUCGAAAUAUUCGUCGAAAAAAUUCAACUUUACGCAAAUGUACUUCCAACUGACGGAAAGCAACAAAAGUAUUAAUUACGACAAAACCGAGCUACUCUACUUUAAUUACAUCAAUCUGUUGUGUGACAAAAAUUUUAUUAUAAAUAAUGGUGAGAAAAUCCUGGACGAUGACUUUUACCAUCACAUCCACAAGUUGGCACCUGAAAUCGUAAUGGAAUGUGAUUUUAUGGGAGUGACCUACGAUUGCAAAAAUAUUUUGACUCCGGUUAUAACCGAUCAAGGGAUUUGCUAUUCGUUCAAUAUUUUAGACCGUGGACUAAUUUUUACAGAUCACGUGGUCCAACACGACGAUUUUUACGAGGUUUUGAACGACUCGAAACACUUUAAUACAGAUUCUGGUUACGCUCCCGAAUCUGGCAUAGACACAUAUCCUCAAAGAGCUCUAAUGUCGGGUGCUCUCAAUUCACUUGAUGUUUAUUUAAAGACCAACAGCAACGACACCGACUACAUCUGCAGCAAUUUCAUGCAAGGAUUUCGGAUUUUGAUCCACAAUCCGUGGGACGUUCCCCGCUUGACACAGAAUUAUUUUCGCGUCCCCAUUGACAAAAUCGUAACAGCUGCAAUUAGCCCGGAAUUAAUUUUAACUUCAGAUGCUGUCCGAAAAUUUUCACCUGAUGCUCGACAAUGUUAUUUGAGCAGUGAACGGUCGUUGCGUCAUUUCAAAGUCUAUACACAGUCGAAUUGUCUGUUCGAGUGUCUGACCAACUACACGCUGGAAAAGUGCGGUUGCGUUAAUUAUUUUAUGCCAAGAGAUAAUUUGACACGUAUUUGCGGCAGCGGAAACGUUGAUUGCAUGGAGGAGGCCGAAAGCGAAUUGAAAACUAAAAAUUUCGGCGAUCGAUUGUCGGGAAAAAUGUUGUGUGAUUGUAAACCACCUUGUACUUCUUUAAUGUAUCAGGUCGAAACGUCUCACAGUGAUUUCUAUUGGCGGGAAUAUUUCAAAAUUCGGAAACGGCACAACUUGAAGAUAGACUGGAAGGACGCAAAAGACGAGGAUCACUGGUCGGUUUUGUCUAUUUUUUUCAAAGCUGAACAGUUUAUGACUUUGGAAAGAAAUGAGCUGUAUGGAGUUUGCGAUUUGAUAGCGAAUCUUGGAGGGCUGUUGGGAUUGUUUACCGGAUUUUCGUUGAUUACAAUGGUGGAAAUAAUUUAUUUUUUGACUUUACGGAUUUGGUGUAAUUAUAAGUUGUUUGGGCGCUGGUCGGGAGAGUAAAAUUAAAAUUAAAUCAAAAUAAAAUAU